Coregonus sp. 'balchen' is the source of this 7767-nucleotide messenger RNA. Lineage: Eukaryota; Metazoa; Chordata; Actinopteri; Salmoniformes; Salmonidae. The record is from the annotation of a GenBank genome assembly.
AUGGUGUUGCCGUGGAGACAGGUGUGUCAAGGGACUCUACUCCUGCUACAGUUCAUGAUUUUCUGACACUGCCUCAGUAAACCUCACACUCACAGAUGGAAGUGAGAAUGGUUUGGAAAUGCCUUUCCCCCUCCUCGACCAAAUACUGGGUCAUCUCCUGCCCGAGCUUUUCUCAAAAGUCUCAUCACAGCCAACUUUGACAGAGAGGUGUGACUGAGUCACUUUGAAGGUAAUCCUCCAUAUAGCAGUUCAGUUCACUAGUACACAUUUAAUUGAAGCCCAAUCAGCUUCACAGCAUGCUACGGUAAUGAGAUUUUCAAUGACAGUAUGCUGUCUAGCUGGGUUUUCUCUCCCCAAGCACAUCACAUGUGAUGGAUUGGCCAUUUGCAUUCCCAGCAAAACGCUAUGAUAAAUACAGACAACCCAAAUAAUAUUUUCUCAGUCCAAUCCAUCUCUGGAGCAGUAGUCAGUGAUGGGAAAUGUCUAUGUUGACGCCCCCUGACAGACAUCAUUUAAUGGAGCGCCAUUGCCAACAAUGCUAUUCUGGGGGGAUACUGGGAACAGCCUGCUGUUUGUUUUGACUGUGAUCAUCUGGUUCACUACAGCCGGAGAAAGAUGGUGUUUUGUGUUGGGGGGAAUCUUUUGACACCAGUCAGGGUCUCCCUCGUCAUGUCAUGAUGUCACUAAGCCUGCCUGUAGGGGAUGGGGUUUCCCCCGGCAUGUGAUGAUGUCACUGAGCCUGCCUGUAGGGGAUAGGGUCUCCCCCAGCACGUGAUGAUGUCACUAAGCCUGCCUGUAGGCGAUGGGGUCUCCCCCGGCACGUGAUGAUGUCACUAAGCCUGCCUGUAGGCCAUGUGUAAGAUAAUGAGCUCCACAGCAACGGUCGCCGACACUGGGAUAGGGGUUACUAGAGUCAUGUUUAAUGUAUGAUUUACUGGACAUGAUGAUUUGAUACAUACCUUUAGAAAUGGAAGUGUGUUUGUAAGCCAGAGAGUGGAACUUUCGGGGGGUCAGAGGUGGGACAGGACUCCCAGUUGGCCUUAGGGGAAACACAUUGUGUGAGUGUGUGGAAUCUGGAAGCUGUGUGAAACAUUUUCAUUAGCCACAGAAGCCAGUGGAAAAAGUGGAACAAUGGCAGCCAUGGUUAUUGGGUACAGGGUUGAUAGGGAUGGGGGCAGGGCGGCUUCUACAGACUACAGUAAGUGGUAGAGCCAAAGCAACAAGGGAAAGACUGUUGCCGUGUUACGAAGAGGAAAGGCAGACAUUGGCUGUGUCCAAAAUGGCACUCUUUUCCUAUGUAGUGCGCUACUUAUGACCAGGUUCCAUAGGGCUGUGGUCAAAGGAGUGCACUAGGCCUAAAUAAGGAAUAAGGUGCCUUUUGGGACGCAGGCAUUGAAUGUGAAAUAAUAAUCUCAUGGGGCUGCUCAUGGUGUGAACGUGCUGAGAAAGGAAUCUAGGCUUAAUAUGGGAAAACCAGUUUCACAAUCUUAGAACAUUGGCCUAAUGGAUGUCACUGGAGGUCAUAUGUGAAUUUAGUGAGCCCUGUUAUUUUCCCCCAAACAUAUCAAAAGCGUGGUUCUAUCAGCAUAUGAAAACACACAUACUAAAUAAAAAAAACAUUGAAUUGAGGCAACAAAAAAAAGCUUCAUCUUACGACAGAUAGCGCAAUGAACCGUCUGCACUUUGCAUAGGAGUGAUGCCACCUGCUGUAAUCGCUUCUGGAACGCAAUGGGGAAAAAUAACACAUUUUAAAAGACUUAAAGGGAUAGUUCACCCAAAUUACAAAAUGACAUAUUGGUUUGCUUACCCUGUAAGCAGUCUAUGGACAAGGUAUGACAGCAAUCCAAAUAGCACCAGUCAGUAACAUUUCCCACCAUCUCCACCAUGAUAAAGUCUACAAGGAGGAAGGGAAGCUUCAUUAUACCUCCGCCUUCAUGCCAUAAAAACGGACAAAGACAAACUGCAACUCGCUGACGUGGUACCGCACUUGACUUGAUGCAAUUUCUCGUGGUAAACGCUGCGGAUGUUGGCUCAAACUAAUAACCUGUUAAAUGCACGUUGCGGUUUGUUUGAAUCACGGCCAAAUACUUUCUAUACACAAGAAAACAGGGCUAGAUUGCCAUUCCAACUGCUGUUCACGGCAUUGAAUACAUCAUUUGAAUUGCCAGUAUUAGGCUGUGGUUCCAGCUGUGAAAACACCUGUCAAAUGUAAUGCUUUGUGACUUGCCAAGCACCAGACUGGGUAGAUAUCAGCCACUGACACAGGAUGUGCAUGACUGCCAUUUUGUAUAACUUAUUGUUCUAGGUCAUCUGUGAGGACAUCCACACAGCUUACAGUUCUGUGUUGCUCCUUUUCAGUAGGACAUCCGCAAAGGAAGACAUUGCUUUUAACAAACACAUGCCCAUCCUUCACUGUGUGUAAACCUGCAUUGCUAUACAGCAAAUUUUCAUCUUAAAAAAAUACAACAUGACAUUGUUGCAAUGGUGUUGUGCUAUAUAAUGCAUUAUCAUACAACUGUAUGAGACAGUGGUUACUUCAUGGGCGUCUAUUGGAGUGUAGGCUACUAAGUGGUUUUCUACGGAACUUUAAAAUUAGAAGAAAGAAAAUUACAGCAGUUUUUAUCCCCAGCAGAAUGGAAUGUUUUUGGAUGUCUUGUGGGUUUGUGUGCAGGGAGGGAAUAAAUAGCAACGCCUGUGUUUAUGUCUGACCUGGUCCUGCCAAGCACAGUGAGCUGGCGUGGAAAACCGUCCAUGUGACCAUAUGACCCAGUCCAGGGGAGGCGCUGCCUGUUGCAUCCUGGGGCCAGGGGGUGUGGUCGGGCUCUGGAUGGGUGUGUGUGUGUGUGUGUGUCUGUGUCUGUGUUUGUGUGUGUGCGUGCAUUCGUGCGUGUGUGUUUGUGGCUGUGUGCGUAUGUGUUAUGAUGUUUCAUUCCAAGCCGUGUACAGCUGUAAACCAAACUAGGGCUGGUGGUGGUGUCACAGGGAGAGUGUAGGCUACUCCUAAUCCACUCACCCCCUUAGAGCUCCUUUUACAUUGUGACUCAGAUCAAGGAAACUGCAGGAAAUUACAUUAAGGUGUGGACACAUGAUUCUUUCCGAGACGUGAGGCCUUUCUAGAAGCCUGUUAGAGCACAGUCACAAGCCCAAUUAGGUUCUGUCCUCCGCUACUGUCUCUGGUAUAAUCUGUCCUGUGCCAAUAAUCUCAGAGGACAGAGAGAAAGAGGGGUAAAUGGAGAGAGACAUAGAGGAAAAGAGAAAGAGAGGUAAAGAGAGAACAGGAUCAUAUGACCUUUUCUCUCUCUGGCCAAUAAAAGCUUUGUGGGUAAAGCGGAGGGAGUGGGAGGGUUAUAUAACGUGUCAUUAAAUGUGUGCCAUGUGCAUGAAGUCACCUCAGCUCCCAUGGUAUAGCCUACCCAGAAAUUAGGGUUUUCGUUUGAUACACUUUUUCCAUUGCAAGUUCUCUUUCUCUCUCUCACACACACGGACGCUUGCACACCACGCACGCACACACACACAUACACACUUUUACAAUGAUGCCCUCAAAACGCCCCAAGAAGCCCCCUGCUGCGGCUCAUUUCUUUCAAUUGUCCCAGUAGGCUGUCUAGCUAGGUUAUCUCUGUGAAUCUGUGUUAAAAAACGAAAAACAGGACCAAUAUGCUGUGAUGUCAGUUACCCUGUUAUUCCCCUCUUUUUCACACCUUCUUUCUCUCUCUCCCUUACUCUCUCUGACACACACACACAUACAGCUGAAAACCCCUGCCUGUGUGUGUGUGACCGCCCCCCCACGUGGCCUAACCUAGUUGCCUGGAUUAUCUAAUGGUUGCCUGGCUUCUGAGGUAACAACCUUAGCUUCUUGUGCCGUGCUGACCUUUUGAGAGACGAGACUGACGUAUUGAAGCCUAGAAUGCUCAGCCACUCUCCCUCCACCGCAUGACGAACGGUCGAUCAAUUCUCACCGCGCGAGGGGAUUAAAAUGGUUUCCUCGGAGACCAGAUCUCGCCCUCCCGAGUGGCACUCGGAACAUCUCAAUUGUCAUCUUAUCAGUAUCACUCUGCCACUGCUCAUAGGCUGUUCAAAGCCUCUACGAUCAAACGUUAUAAUAACCAUCAUUCAGUAUGAGUCAACGUUGGGCUGUUUGAGGUGGUUCUUCUACCUCACGAGUUAUUACGCAACAUCCAGACAGUGCGGUUUUGAUUAAACCAAUUUAUCUCUGGUGUGUUUCACUUGAUGUUCCUAAUGAGAGUGUUCCAUCUCCCGUAGGAACAGAGGAAGAGGACACAGAUCGAGCAGCCAGCCAGCCAGCAGACAGACAUCGUGAAGAGAGCAGAAGGGGACCUGCAGCCAGCAGACAGACAGACAUCGUGAGGAGAGCAGAAGGGGACCUGCAGCCAGCCAGCAGACAGACAUCUUGAGGAGAGCAGAAGGGGACCUGCAGCCAGCCAGCCAGCAGACAGACAUCGUGAAGAGAGCAGAAGGGGACCUGCAGCCAGCAGACAGACAGACAUCGUGAGGAGAGCAGAAGGGGACCUGUAGCCAGCCAGCAGACAGACAUCGUGAAGAGAGCAGAAGGGGACCUGCAGGCAGCUAGCCAGCAGACAGACAUUGUGAGGACAGCAGAAGGGGACCUGCAGCCAGCCAGCCAGCAGACAGACAUCUUGAGGAGAGCAGAAGGGGAGCUGCAGCCAGCCAGCAGACAGACAGACAUCGUGAGGAGAGCAGAAGGGGACCUGGAGCCAGUCAGCCAGCAGACAGACAGACAUCGUGAGGAGAGCAAAAGGGGACCUGCAGCCAGCCAGUCAGCAGACAGACAACUUGAGGAGAGCAGAAGGGGACCUGCAGUCCUGCGUGGUACAGAUCAGGUCCCAAGAUUAGCAGCACAGUUGACUGUGAGAGAGGCUCCACAUUUCAUUUCACCUUAAUUUAAGCAGGAAAGACCCUUGAGGUUCUAAACUUUAUUCCAGAGAGGCAAUCAUGGGGAAACAAAACAGCAAACUGCGUCCCGAAGUUCUGAACGACCUGCGCGAGAACACAGAGUUUUCUGACCACGAGCUUCAGGAGUGGUACCGAGGCUUCCUCAAAGACUGCCCCACGGGCCACCUGACCGUCGAAGAGUUCAAGAAGAUCUACGCCAACUUCUUCCCGUAUGGCGACGCUUCCAAGUUCGCCGAGCACGUCUUCCGGACAUUUGACACCAACGGAGACGCCACCAUCGACUUCCGGGAGUUCAUCAUCGCGCUGAGCGUCACGUCGCGCGGCGGCCUGGAGCAGAAGCUGCGCUGGGCCUUCAGCAUGUAUGACCUGGACGGGAAUGGCUACAUCAGCCGGGCUGAGAUGCUGGAGAUCGUACAGGUGAGUUUUAGUCUACCAAUGAGGCAAGGUGGUUCCGAUGGCUCAGUGAACUUUCUCACCAAACCUUUGAGGGGUUUUCCGUUGAGUGUCUCUACAGGAACAGCCAAAUAACCCAUUCUAGUUCUAGGUAGUAGCACCUUUUAUUCUAACAGUACAUGGUGCUGGCAGUACCAGGGUUGUGGGUGUGAUUCCUGCAUGCACCACAUAUUCUGAAUAUGUGUCAUUGUCAAUGUUGAUAGUUCUGUCUGUCGCUUUGGAUAAAAGCGACUGAUAGAUGGCCAUAUUAAUGGUAGACCCAGCGAUAUGACGUUGCAUGCACGAAGUAAGGACAAUAUCCGGUCAAUUUCUGCAACAACUAAUCACGAAUCACGAAUCACGAGGCUAAACUUCUUUGAUGUUCUGAUCCCAUAGCUUAGAUGCAAUAAUUUAAUAACCAACGUUUUGACAGACAAGCUGUCUUCAUCAGGGUGAAGACAGCUUGAUGAAGACAGCUUGAUGAAGACAGCUUGUCUGUUGAAACGUUGGUUAUUAAAUUAUUGCAUCUGAGCUCCUAGAGUGUGAGGCUUUCCUUUUCUUUCUCAAGUGUUCUACUCCACUAGCCAGCACCUCUCCUAAACAGGUGUUCUACUCCACUAGCCAGCACCUCUCCUAAACAGGUGUUCUACUCUGUUAGCCAGCACCUCUCCUAAACAGGUGUUCUACUCUGUUAGCCAGCACCUCUCCUAAACAGGUGUUCUACUCCACUAGCCAGCACCUCCCCUAAACAGGUGUUCUACUCUGCUAGCCAGCACCUCUCCUAAACAGGUGUUCUACUCCACUAGCCAGCACCUCCCCUAAACAGGUGUUCUACUCUGUUAGCCAGCACCUCCCCUAAACAGGUGUUCUACUCCGCUAGCCAGCACCUCUCCUAAACAGGUGUUCUACUCCACUAGCCAGCACCUCUCCUAAACAGGUGUUCUACUCUGUUAGCCAGCACCUCUCCUAAACAGGUGUUCUACUCCGCUAGCCAGCACCUCUCCUAAACAGGUGUUCUACUCCGCUAGCCAGCACCUCUCCUAAACAGGUGUUCUACUCCGCUAGCCAGCACCUCUCCUAAACAGGUGUUCUACUCCGCUAGCCAGCAACUCGCCUAAACAGGUGUGCAUUUCUUUCGCCUCCAGAUUGAUCCCAUAGCUAACACAUUGUAGCGUGAAGCGCACCCGUGCACAUGUGCAGAUACUCUGUGUGACUGUGUGAGAGCAAAGUCUUGCAUCGCGCUCAUCUCAAUAUCUGCGGUGCUGCUCGUUGCAACGUCAUCUCGCUGAGUCUACCUUUAAAUUGCCAUACUUUACUUUUCACAGUGGAUUCAAAAGACCUCCGACAGGAUCUCUCUCGCUCUCCUAUUUACGACUUUUCUUUUACUGUAUAUAUCUAAUGACUGAUGUGUUCUUUAUUACUCACAUCCGUGAUCUCAUCAACAUAUUUUCACCACAAGUCAUGAACAUUGGCUGCUACUUGUUCUCAUUUUAUUAUCCUUUAUCAACAUGGUCAUAUUUGCUCUCCCCACCAUCGUGGCCUGAGCAGCCUGUCCCGUAUCAGUGUUGGCUCAGGCGAUUGUGUGUGGUGCUGAUACAAGCGAACCUGAAUAAACAAAUUCCCUUGUUAAAGUGUCGUCAGGCCAUAUGUUCCUGUCUCAUUGGUGUUUGGCUCAAAUGCCUUGUUUUUUUAAAUAAAGCUAGAGACCCCAUGACGAUUUUUCCAGGUGGUAACCUGACUGCAGAAUAGUUCCAUUCUGACAGAGAAUAUUGUAUUAUUUUCUAAAGGCACUAUUUGGGAUUUACCCUGCUGUUUAAUGGUCAGACAUUGAUUCUUGAAGAAUGUAACUUUUUAAUUCCUUAUGAGCUUAAUGCAACUGUUUUGCCCAAUAUACAUUCUUCUUCCUUCCGCAGGCGAUCUACAAGAUGGUGUCCUCAGUGAUGAAGAUGCCAGAAGAUGAGUCGACUCCGGAGAAACGGACAGAUAAAAUCUUCAGACAGAUGGACGUAGACAACGACGGUGGGUUUUUCUUUGUUUUUAAACAUCUCAUUCUUCGACUUGUUCUAGUGACAUAAUUUACAGUGCAAACUUGAGUCCACUGUCGCCCGUAAAAACCCUGAGCCUACAGUAUGUCUUGAAUUGGUAUUUCACUUGAGCUCUUAUGUGCUAUGUCUGUGUUUUCAAACAGUAUGGAUUUCGGGUGACCUCGUUCAGAAGUUUUUGCCUGCUGCUGUGCAAAAAUUUAGAUUUCUGGUGUUUAUAGUGUAGUGUGUGUUGCUUACCUGGGGUCUCUUCUGGACUAUAGGCAAACUCUCUCUGGAGGAGUUCAUCAAAGGUGCCAAGAGUGACCCUUCCAUCGUCCGGCUCCUGCAAUCUGACCAGGGGACCUCUCGCCAGUUCUGA